AUACGUUCCUGCGCUUCGAAUCCAACGCCAACACCGAAAGCAAGAGAGAAUGGCGAUGGCGGCCUCUUCCAAUCCUCAAACCCAAGACCAAGACGCUGCCAUUCCUCCAAAGACUGCCGAUGCUCUCCCGCCCCCUAACCCUAACCCUACCGAUGCUCUCCCCGCUCCUCCCCUUGUCUGCCUCGCUAGGUUCGCCGGCGAUUCCAUGGCCGGCGCUUUCCUCGGUUCCAUUUUCGGCUACGGCUCAGGUUUGUUGAAGAGAAAAGGUUUUAAAGGAUCAUUUGCAGAGGCAGGAUCUUCUGCUAAGUCUUUUGCAGUGUUUUCUGGAGUUCAUAGUCUUGUUGUCUGCUUCUUGAAGCGGCUUCGAGGGAAAGAUGAUGUUAUUAAUGCAGGUGUGGCUGGUUGCUGCACUGGCCUUGCUUUGAGCUUUCCAGGUGCACCCCAGACUUUACUGCAGAGCUGCCUGACAUUAGGAGUAUUUUCAUGCAUCAUGGAUGGUAUGAAUAAGCAGCAGACUGCUCUUGCACAAACAAUCUCUAUGGGUAAAAUUAGCGUCAAAGACUCCCAAGGUGUUCUUCCCCCUUUCACUCUCCCUCUUCCUCAUGACAUCAAGGAGGGGUUUGCUGCUUUCUGCAAAUCAUUGCAGAAACACAAGGGUGCUUCUUGCCAAUGACUACAAACAUCCUAGUAGUAGUAGCAGGUCAUCUUCUCUUGUUCAGAAGGUAGUGCUUGAUGUUCUAUGUUAGAGAGUGAUCAUAAUCCUUUCUGCUGGAUUUUGCUUAUGAGACUGAUGCUUUUGCUUUCCAUUAUGCAUGUGAUCCAUUGUUUUAUUUGUUAGUCCCUUAUGCUAUUUAAAAUGAAUACUUGUGCAAUUGUUGAAGAUCAUACUGGUUAUCUUUGUAGCAGGCCUUGGGAGGAACCUAGCCCAUUUCUGUAUCUGAAGUUUGUGCAGUUAUCUUGGUCUCUCUUGAUAAGAAACUUGCAUUGAUUAAGUUUAA
Dioscorea cayenensis subsp. rotundata (Guinea yam) is the source of this 998-nucleotide messenger RNA. Its product is annotated as chloroplastic import inner membrane translocase subunit TIM22-2-like. Lineage: Eukaryota; Viridiplantae; Streptophyta; Magnoliopsida; Dioscoreales; Dioscoreaceae. Gene Ontology annotation, biological process: protein targeting to chloroplast; protein insertion into mitochondrial inner membrane. Gene Ontology annotation, cellular component: TIM22 mitochondrial import inner membrane insertion complex; chloroplast envelope. Bases 50 to 673 code for a protein of 207 amino acids. The transcript has 5 exons. Gene Ontology annotation, molecular function: transmembrane protein transporter activity. The record is from RefSeq and is a predicted model, not a curated record.